UGGGCUGUCAUAGAUGUACCUCUGUCCAGCUACUUUUUUUUAUAAACACUAUGCAAACACGCACGGCCAUAAUUCAUCCACACGUUCGUGACGUGGGCGUAGAUCUUCAAGUUAUGACAUGCAGAUCUUUACGCCGCACAGACUCGUCUGUUUUAUAGCUCAGUCGUGUUUAUUGGAGCGUAUCAACUAAGGAUGUAGUUACAAAACAAACUGGAGCGACAUGCAUGCGUUUAAAAGUGAAACAAAAAAAGAAAUGCGUUCAGACUGAACGAAUAUUUAGAUCUGACUGACAAGAGGAGUUUCGAUCGUCGCCGUCCGAAUUCAAGUUCAUCUCAAGUGCAUUAUGGAGACCUGCGUGAUAGCCGUCGAGGAAAAUCAAAACGAUAAUGUCAAGACCCAUUCGUGUUUCCAGAGGACGUUUUCAUCCAUGACAGUGGACGAUGUAUAUGAAGUCGCUAAAGUGGUGGGAGCAGAAGUGGAGAAGCUCAUCGACAACUAUGGGAAGUCGAGUGUGGAGGGUCUGGUGUCUCACAUAGUGAAAGUAUUGGAGCUCUUGGAGAGUUUUGCGGCGAGAAACCAAGCGCAUAAAUGUAAGGAAGAGGAACUACUGAAGGCAUUUGAGACGUUACAGGUACAGCAGCAAAAGAAACGACAUGUGAAAGAAUCUGAUGAGACCAGCAAGAGCACAGAGAACGGGGACUGGCAUCAGAAGGAGAAGAAACUGAAGGGAAAUGUAGAAGUGUUACAGUCCCAGGUGCAACAGCUCAAGGAAGAGAAUCAAGAGCUUCUGGCCCGCUUACAAUGCACACACUCCAAAGAAGACCGCACACAGCGUCAGGAACGAGAGGUGAUGCUCAAGCUGAAGGAAGUGGUAGAUAAGCAACGUGAUGAGCUAAGAGCAAAAGUCCAGGAGAUUUCCAGCAUGUCUAAGGAAGUGGAAGCGCUCCAGGAGCAGCAGGAGCGGCUAAUGAAGAUAAACGCAGAGCUCAGACACAAGCAGAACAUCAUACAGACGCAGCUGAAGAGCGCAGUGGAGAGGAAGGCCGACCUGGAGGCCGACCUGUGCGAAAAACAGAAAGAGAUAGAGCGCCUCAACUCACAACUAGAAAAAGCCAGCGUACAUACUACUGCUGAACAGAGCAGUUCAGCCAUCGACCUCACAGAUAAGAUGAUCAUUGACUUGAAGGAUCCAAAUCGGCCUUGUUUUACCAAGCAGGAAGUACGGGACAUGCUUUUCGAGAGGAACGAGUUGAAGGCCAAUCUCUUUCUAUUAAAAGAGGAGCUUGCAUAUUACCAAAGGGAAAUCCUAAAUGAUGAGAGAUGCCCAGGGUUCUUGCUCGAUGCCGUUCGCUCUGCCAUAAAGAAGCAGAGGACUGUCAUAAAGUCUAAAAUGCUUGGCAUACCAGUUAGCGAAUGUAGCACAGAUGAGACCGAUGGCCCUUUGUUUGAGAGGAGUGGAAAUGAAGACAAUGACACUGACAGCACUGACAACAGAUCCCAAGGCUCACGCAUCAGAAACCUAUUUGGUUUGCUGACGCCAUCCAGUAGGAGCUCUGGUUCCCAGCCCUCCGGCCUUUCAGCAUCCAGCUCUACGUGGGAAAUCAUUGAUCCAGACGAGCAGGGAGGCGAGGAGGAGACAUAGACGUUCUCCUCUCGAGAACCAGCACAACUGGGUUGGAAGAGAGAAGUUCAAAAUAUGAUCUUGAUCUCAUUUCGGUUUCAAACCAGAAAACGGACUACUAUUUGUAUUUGGUUAUACAAACAAAGUAUUUCAAUAGUUGUUGACCUUUUUUUCAGUAUGAAAUCAUUCAGCACUUGGCUUUUGUUUAUUUAGCCGAUAGCUAGAUUUGUGCCUGAUGGUCACUCAGUGUGACAGAUGACCUGAAGAUGAGGUCAGAUUGCGUCGGUUAUAUAGAUAUUGUUAUUUGUUGUUUACCAUUCAAAAAUUAGGGUCAGUAGGAGUUUUUAAUGUUUUUGAAAAAAAUCAGUUUUAAUCACCAAGGCUGCAUUCAUUUUGUUAAAAAAAACAGCUGUGAGUUUAAAAUAACUUUUUAUUUUAAUAUAAUUUAACAUGUAAUUAUUUCCACUGUAAAGUUGAAUUUUACUCUAGUCUUUAGUGUGACAUGGUCCUUCAGAAAUCAUUCUAACAUGCUAAAAUAGUGAUUAGGAAACAUUUCUUAUAAUUACCACAGUUGAAAAUGCUUGUGCUGCUUAAUUGUUUUUGUGAAAACACUUAUACAUUUAUUUCAGGAUUCUUUUAUUAAUAUAAAUUUCAAACGAUCAGCUUUUAUUUCUUUAGUGCAGCUUUUGAUUAAUUUAAUGCAUGCCUGCUAAAUAAAAGUAAUAAUUUCUAUGAAAAAAAAAAGAAAAAUCUUACUGACCCCAAACUUUUGAGCAGUAGCAUAUACACUACCAGUCAAAAAGUUUUUGAACAGUAAGAUUUUUAAUGUUUUUUAAAGAAGUCACUUUAGUUCACCAAGCCUGCAUUUAUUUGAUCCAAAAUACAGCAAAAGCAGUAAUAUUGUGAAAUAUUUUAUCUAUUUAUAAUAACUACUUUCUAUUUGAAUAUAUUUUAAAAUGUAAUUUAUUCCUGUGAUCAAAGAUACAUUUUUAGCAUCAUUACUCCAGUCUUCAGUGUCACAUGAUGCUUCAGAAAUCAUUCUAAUAUGCUUUAAAUUGAUCAAAAGUGAUGAUAAAGAAAUGUACAAUGUCUUUAUCAUAAAAAGAUUUCUAUUUCAGAUAAACGCUGUUAUUCUGAACUUUCUAUUUAUCAAAGAAACCUGAAAAAAUUCUACUUCUGUUGUCAACAUAAAAAUAAUAUAUGGUUUUUGAGCAGCAAAUCAGAAUAUUAGAAUGAUUUGUAAAGGAUCACGUGACUGGAGUAAUGAUGCUAAAAUUCAGCUUUAAAAUCACAGGAAUAAAUUACAUUUUAAAAUAUAUUAAAAUAGAAAACAGUUUUUUUAAAUAGUAAAAUUAUUUCAAAAUUUUACUGUUUUUGCUGCACUUUGAAUCAAAUAAAUGCAGGCUUGGUGAGCAAAAGAGACUUCUUUAAAAAACAUUAAAACUCUUACAAGUGGUAGUGUAAAUGGUUAAAGCUUAACUGUUUAAUUUUUUCACUUUCUCCUGAGUUUAAUAUGCAAAGACAAUUGAUAAGACAAUUGAUAGUAAUACAUUUUGUUGAUUUUCCAAAGAGUGUAAACAAUAGCUUUGUGGCACUUUCAAAACAUUGCUGUUUCAGGGCCCAACAUGUUUACUUAUGGCUUAACGAACAGCAUGCAUUUGGGAAAAUGUAACCUGUAAUAAGCUGUUUAUCUGGAAAAUGACUUGGAAGUGUUUUUAAACAAUCAUUUCUCUUGUCACUUAAAUGUUGGUGUAAAUGACAGCAGACUGGUGCACUUAAAAACAGGAGAGUAAUCUGCAGUGUUUUGAUACUCAUAAUACACCUGGCAUUAUAUUAUAGAUGUCUGGAUGGAAGCUACAGAGAAUUAUAGCAGCUAUUUUUUACAGAGAGUAUAUUUAAUAUGGAUUUUAACCAAAGAUACUCACAUUGUAUUGCCAUCACUAUCACACUGACCCUUUAUGUCACUAGGGGGCAUUAGAGUAUUUUAUAUUCAUGUUCUUCCAAUAUAUUUUCUUAUAAAACAUAAGCUGUCCCUAAAAGUAUCCAUUUUGUAUCUAUUUUAAAGAUAUUUAGCAUGUUUUUAAAUAGAAAUAUUUUAAUAUUGGCAACCAACAUAUGAUAUUAUUGUAGAGAUGUCUAUGAUUAUCUCAACCUGAUGUUAAAAUAGCAUAUAAACAUGUAAGAACAAAAGAUGCAUUGGUCAAAAGUUUUAUUGUUUUAACAUUUUGUCAUUAUUUAUUCAUCCAAACUUGUAUGACCUACUUUUGCAGAACACAAAAGAAUAUACGUGUUAAUAAAUUAUGUCAAAAUGUUUUUUCAUGUGAACUACCUAACAACUAAUGAGUUGACACUUUACCCUCUUUAGCCAUUCAUCUGUUCAGAAGUAUGUCACAUAGUUGUUUUGUUAAAAAAAAGAGGCAAAAAUGUAUGGACGUGAUUCAGAUCUGCUUGUAUGAGUCUUAAGGUGUUCCCUGAUUGAGAGGAAGUCUGUGUUUCCUCCCAAGGAAAUUGGAGAUAAUGGGUGCCAGCAUGUUUCAAAGGCCUUUAGCUGAAUACGAUAUUCCUCAGCUGUCUGUGACUCAUCCGUUUAUCUUUAGACAUUUGGAAAUAAAAGUUAAUGAGUCCCAUAUAGGACCUUUUCCUAGUGUAUUUUAUUUUUGCAAAAACGUUUGUUACUAGAAAGUGCUGUGAGGCUAAAUAAAAUCAAGAGAUGUUAUUGUGA
This is a messenger RNA of Labeo rohita (rohu), 4343 nucleotides long. It is a transcript of the gene rilp, whose product is annotated as Rab interacting lysosomal protein. Lineage: Eukaryota; Metazoa; Chordata; Actinopteri; Cypriniformes; Cyprinidae. The transcript is spliced from 8 exons. Gene Ontology annotation, cellular component: cytoplasm; ciliary basal body. The record is from RefSeq and is a predicted model, not a curated record. Gene Ontology annotation, biological process: cilium assembly. Gene Ontology annotation, molecular function: protein dimerization activity. The coding region runs from base 344 to 1642 and encodes 432 amino acids.